Molecule: messenger RNA, 1221 nt
Organism: Tilletiaria anomala UBC 951
Lineage: Eukaryota; Fungi; Basidiomycota; Exobasidiomycetes; Georgefischeriales; Tilletiariaceae
Exons: 2
Coding region: 1-1221 (406 amino acids)
Cellular component (GO): cytosol
Source: RefSeq, a predicted model, not a curated record
AUGGGCCCGCUUAGAUCACAUCACUCCUCUCAAGGUCUCUUCAGCCCCUCAGACAGUAGCUCACCAUUCUCUUCUCGGCUUUUGGACCGAUACGCCGUACCCGCCAUUCCCAGAUGGGAAGAUCUGCGCAGCGGUGCGGCAAGCUCUUUGUCAAAUCGAUCGGCGAAUCCACCUAGCUUUCAACGUUCCUACUACCCCACCAGCGCAGAUAAUAGUGCUGCGCCAGAGAUUAGUCUCACAGAGCAAUCCUUAGACCAUUUCUACAGACAGAGUAUCGAGGCCGAAGCGAUACGACGACAGCAGCAGAUGGUGUACGAGCUGGAGCGUGCCCGGAUGCGAGAGCGAGCACUGCGGAGCGAGCAUUCGCAGAUGGAGGAUGUGCGCACAGACAGCACUUCCGCGCCCGCUGGGAGGGCGUCCUCGCCGUCUCGUUCAUUGAGAAAGUCACCUCAGCACAAGGUCUACAUCAUCAACUGCAAACAUUGCGACUUGUUCCUCACUGAUCGGGGUAUGAAGGCGGUUCUACUCCUCAAGCCGCACAUCACACUCUAUUCCACUGAUGCCAUGCCGACCAACUGCAGCCCCAUCUACGCUCCGAGAACAUUCCUAGGUGGAUUUGCGAGCCUCGAGCCGCCAGUCGAAAGGACCUGCGACUGUUUGACCCAGAGCCUCGGUUGCCACGGCUGCGGUGCCACCGUGGGAUACAACAUCGUCGCCCCCUGUGCAAGGUGUACUAGCAAUGUUGCCAAGCACCAGCGUGGCUCUAAUGGGCAUCGAACCGUGCUGCAUUGCUCAGAAAUUCGCGUCCGGGAACGGCUUUACGUUCCCGGGGAGCCCGGAGUUCGUGCGGCUCCGAUUCCCCAAGAGCUCUGGCCCUUACUCGAGAUGGAAAAUGCCCUCAGCAGUGGUGUCGCCGCCGCUCCCGCCGGAAUGAACCGCUCAUCGAGCUCGAGUUCUGAUUCCACCGUCGGCGAUCCUGCGGAAGGCACGAGUAUCAAAAAAUACACCCCUCUGCCAUCCACAGACUUGCUCAGUGAGCAGAGGAGGUUGCUUUGCGCGGGAAAGGAGGCACUGCGUGCCCAGCUGCAAGCUCGCGGCAAUCAGGGUCGGAUCAUCAUGCGAGCUGAACCCGUCUAUUGGUCCGACCUGGUUGCCGGCGGUGAGCGCGCAGAGCCAUUCGACGCCGAUGUCCUCCUUGCCAUGCCCGUCGCCGGUCGGUAG